Molecule: messenger RNA, 1068 nt
Organism: Mytilus trossulus (common blue mussel)
Lineage: Eukaryota; Metazoa; Mollusca; Bivalvia; Mytilida; Mytilidae
Exons: 10
Coding region: 121-885 (254 amino acids)
Biological process (GO): cell division; mitotic sister chromatid segregation
Cellular component (GO): MIS12/MIND type complex
Source: RefSeq, a predicted model, not a curated record
CAAAAACACUUGAAUUGCUGUUCCGUAUUGCCUACUAAAAACAUUUGUUUGAUUAAGACAAACUUGACUUCCUGUUUGAUUGAAGAGGGAAAAUCAAAUCGUAAUAUUUUAAAAAUAAUCAUGGCUGAAAACACCAGAAAAAGUCCACGUAGGAAAAGCAAAAGACGAUCUAGUUUUGCUGCUUCAAGGAUUAAUAUUCUACAGCAAGGCACAUCUGGGGAAGAAUUGUAUCAAGAAAUAAAUAGUACCAAAUCACCAGAUGAAAGACUGAUUAUGUUAACAAAAGUCUGCUUAGAGUACACUCUUAAAAAGAUGGAAAAUCAAAUGACUGGUUGUAGAGAUUUCAGUGCUUAUAAAAGAGAAGUGGAAGAGGCUGUUCUUAGAAAGAUUGCAGACAUGGAAGUCAAAGGUGUUUUUAAAGAAGCUUCAGAAAAAGAAAGUAUGCUACCAAAUCCCAUCAACUCAGAACUGGACUCUGCUAUAGAAGAAAUGAAGGCAAAAAUAUCAAGGCUGCAAGAAGAAACAAACAAAUGGGAUCAGCUGGUAACAGAAACAGAAAAUAAAGUAUCUGAAUGUGAUCAAUUGUCCAAACAACCACACCUAACAGAGUUAGACAUCUCUGGUACACUGAAAGCACAAAGUGGACAAUAUCUAUGCCACAGAUUAGAUUAUAACAGUUUACUGACAGAUUUAAAUCAAAAAUGUCAAAAGACAUCUUUACUGGUGCAUGAACAUACAAGAGUUGUCAAUAGAUUAGACACAGCCUUUAAACAUGUAUCAUCUGUCAUCAACAAACAAGUUCUACACAUGAAAGAAUCACAACAGCCAAUAGAAACACCAAGACGAGUUAUGCAGUCACUUUUGUCCUUUCCAACACCAAAAUGAUCUGGUUUUUCAUAUAGACAUUUUGCCGCAUUUUGUAUAUUUUAACCUACUUUUAAGAAAGAAAUGUUGAUUAACUUACCAAUACAUGUAAAGUGUACCUGUGUAUUAUUUUAAUAUUGCUCCAACUCUAAAUGUCAUAUAUAUUUGUGUUCAACACUUUAAAGCAAUACAGUGAACAUGUUU